Messenger RNA from Quercus robur (English oak), 1689 nucleotides. RefSeq lists its product as uncharacterized. Bases 1 to 1689 code for a protein of 562 amino acids. The transcript has a single exon. NCBI's taxonomy places the organism in Eukaryota, Viridiplantae, Streptophyta, Magnoliopsida, Fagales, Fagaceae. The record is from RefSeq and is a predicted model, not a curated record.
AUGCAAAUAAACGCAGACCCACCACCAUUUUGGUCACCACCACCAAACACUUCCAUGCCUCGCCGUCGCUCAUCAUCUUCUUCACCACUUCUCUCAUCACCACUACUCAUCAUUCUCUUGCCGAUCAUUUUUUUAGUUUUCCUUUUCAUCACAAUCCCACCGUUGCUUUCCUUCACUUUCCAUAUCCUCAGACCCACUUAUAGCGUGAAAAGAAGCUGGGAUUCCUUCAAUAUAGUCCUUGUUGUGAUUGCCAUUCUCUGUGGAAUCUUUGCUAGAAAAAACGACGACGGAUCAACCAGUAAUGCUUUAUUAAACACAGACAAAACAACACACGAAGAAGAACCGACCUCACAACAACAACAACAACAACGGUUUCAAUACUCAGAAAGAAAGAUCUCUGACUAUGAUGAUCCUGACCCUUCUCGGAUUUGGUCACCGGCAACCGGUUUGACACGUUUGAAGAGAAGCAGUAGCUCGUACCCAGAUCUGAGGCAGCAAGACUCAACAUGGGAAAGGGACGACGCCGAUGAUCACCCGUUUCGGUUCUUUGAUGACUUUGGAAUCAACAAGUUUAACUAUAACUAUAAUCAUAACCCAGUUAGACGCGGAAGCUUUGGACAAGAACAAGAAGAAGAGGACGUUGAAGUUAAGGAAAUCCCAGUUGAUACCUUUGAAAUUCGUUCUUCUCCGGCACCACCAAAGUCACCGGCGCCACCGCCACCUCCACCACCUCCUCCUCCUCAACCAAAACGUACUUACGAAACGGUGGGUCGUAAAGAGAAAGAAGCCAAACAAAACGACACCCAGUUCAGAGAAGUGAAAGAGGAAGAGAAAAACAUACGUCGGACUCCACCACCAGCGCCUCCACCGCCACCAUCUCCGGCGGGAGUUCGUUCGGAGGAGCAGAGGUACGUGAAGAGUGGGCGUAAAAAGAGCAAUGUGAAGAAGGAAAUAAAAAUGGUUUUGGCUUCAAUAUACAAGCAGCGGAAGAGGAAUAAGAAGAAAAGAAAGGAUCCCUACGACGAGUCGCUUCCGUCUGAAGCUGACCGAGCUUAUUCUACAAGGCCACUACCAUCGCCGCCGCCGCCACCACCUCCUCCACCACCCUCUGUUUUUCACAGUUUUUUUAAGAAAGGGUUAAUCAAAAGCAAGAAAGUUCACUCAGUCUCAGUCUCUGCGCCACCGCCUCCUCCUCCGCCGCCACCACCAUCAACUUCAACCUCAUCGAGAAAGAAAACUUGGGUUCCACCCAAACUUCACCGGCGGUCAAGCUCGGCCACGAUCGGCAAGCCACCAUUGCCGACGAGAGUGACCAACUGGGAUAAGAGUGAGAGUGUGAAUGUGGGUGUGAACAGUGGGGCACAGAGUCCAUCGAUUCCAAUGCCACCGCCUCCGCCGCCGUUCAAGAUGCCGGAUAUGAGGUUUGUAGUGCGUGGGGAUUUUGUUAAGAUAAGAAGCGCUCACAGCUCUCGAUGUGGGUCUCCAGAGUUAGAGGACGUUGAUGGUUCAUCUUCAGUCAGCGUGAUGGACGGUGGAGAUGGUGUUGUUGCUGGUGCUGGUGUUGGUGGGUCCGUGUUCUGUCCCAGCCCUGAUGUGAACACCAAGGCUGAUAGCUUCAUAGCUAGGCUCCAUGAUGGAUGGAGGCUUGAGAAGGUGAAUUCCUUGAGAGAGAAGCAAAAGAUGGGCUAG